Rhodamnia argentea is the source of this 1715-nucleotide messenger RNA. Its product is annotated as LRR repeats and ubiquitin-like domain-containing protein At2g30105. NCBI's taxonomy places the organism in Eukaryota, Viridiplantae, Streptophyta, Magnoliopsida, Myrtales, Myrtaceae. The record is from RefSeq and is a predicted model, not a curated record. The coding region runs from base 151 to 1335 and encodes 394 amino acids. The transcript has 10 exons. Gene Ontology annotation, molecular function: protein binding.
UACUGAGCUAAGAAGAUAAUGGAAAUUAAGUCACUAGACAAAGCCUAUUUCGGUCCUUUUCUCCUCCUCUUCUUCUUCUUCUUCUUCCUCCUCCAGAAGGGAUACAGAGCAGAAAUCGGAAAGCCCACGACACAAACUUGAGUUCAGAAAAUGGAAGAUCGCGAUCAGACUCCUCCGAGUAGCAAUCAGGAUUCGGAUACAGAUGCCAACAUCAGUAUUACGGUUAAGUUCGGUGGAAGAUCAAUACCUAUCACUCCGUCACUGGACUCGUCGAUCAAAGAUGUCAAGUCCCUCCUCCAACCUCUCACCAAUGUCCUCCCUCGUGGGCAGAAGCUCAUUUUCAAAGGGAAGAUUUUGGACGAUUCGAUGACGUUGAGGGCAUCGGAGGUGAAGAAUGGGGCUAAGGUCAUGCUCAUGGCUUCACAGGGGCUACAUCAAGGGGAAGGUCCCAUUUUGAAAGCAGCGCGAGCUCAGCCAAUUAUAAGGGGGACAAACCGUUCUUACAAUGUGGCAAAAGAAAAGGCUGUGGCUACUGUUGAUAAGACGCAUUUGGAACGGUGGAAAAUCACUGGAGUUGUUGCAUUGGCUGAACGCAAUUUGGAGGUAUUGAUAACUCCCUUAUUGCCUGAAGAAGAAAAUCUCAUACCAGACGAGGUGUGGACUUGUGGACCUUCUACAAGGAUCCUCGAUAUCUCUAACAACUCUGUUGAAUAUGUGCCUCCACGAAUUGGUAGUUUGACUUCCAUGCAGAAGUUGUUCAUGAAUGCUAAUGGGUUAUCUGAUCAAUCCAUUAAUUGGGAAGGUCUAUCAUCUCUCAAGUUUCUGACAGUUCUAUCCAUGAAUCAAAAUGACUUGACAGCUCUUCCUCCUGCACUAGGUGCUAUUAGUUCUUUGAGGCAACUGUACGUUGCUAACAACAAGUUAACUAGUCUUCCCAUGGAAAUAGGACAUUUGACUCAGCUCGAAGUGCUGAAGGUCAACAGUAACAGGAUGAGCACCCUGCCUACACACAUUGGCGACUGCAUUUCCCUUGUAGAGGUUGACCUUUCAUCAAAUCUUUUGUCAGAACUACCUGAGACUCUUGGCAACAUGCGAAACCUAAAGGCGUUGUACCUUAGUAACAACGGGCUCCACUCACUUCCUGGCACACUCUUUACUUCCUGCAUCCAGCUCUCUACAUUGGACCUCCAUAACACGGAAAUCACGGUGGACGUUCUCCGUCAGAUUGAAGGAUGGGAAGGUUUUGAUGAACGCCGGCGCUCGAAGCAUCAAAAACAACUAGAUUUUCGAGUUGUGGGCUCUGCUGAAUUUGAUGAAAGUGCUGAUAAAAAGUGAUGGUCCGAUUCUUGUGAUUUUAGGAAAUGGGAGAUGUCUAAUCUUGCAAGACGACCAUCAUAGUGAUAUAAUGAAGUAUUGAUUUCCAUCGAACUACAACAACUUCCCAUGCGUGGAUUAUAUAUGAGAGGCACGCUCACAAAGGAAGAUCUUCUAUCUUCAGAACAACAAUUUUUUAUCAGAAAUUGUCUUUGCUCUUUGGCCUGGAUUAUUGAAUGUGAUCGUAUGAAAGUUGAAAAUGCACACUCCAAAAGGAGAAUUUCCGUGGUAUAAUGUCAUGGCGUCUAAUGUUUUGCUUCAUGAUGGUUUAUUGCUUGAUUCAUGCUAUCACUGUUGCACUACAAUUAAAAAAAAGACAAUAGACGUGUUGUAUUUAAUUA